This is a messenger RNA of Pogona vitticeps (central bearded dragon), 2990 nucleotides long. NCBI's taxonomy places the organism in Eukaryota, Metazoa, Chordata, Lepidosauria, Squamata, Agamidae. The record is from RefSeq and is a predicted model, not a curated record.
GGGGGGGGUCGCCGCGCCAUUAGGCCAAGGCUCGGCCGGUUGCUCUCCCUGCUUGGCCUGGCCAUGGCGACGGCAGGCCCCGGGACCAGCAGGGACCUCUCCGUGUUGGAGCGGCGAGGUAGUUUCGGUAGCAUGAAACUUCGAAUGACUCAUAGUAGAGAGCUAGAGAUGAAAACAACCCUUCAGGAGCUAUUGAUCUACAUCAUUUUCCUAGCAGAUCUAUGUAUAUUGACAUUUGGCAUGGUGAGCACAGAUAUGUACUACCUAAAUAAAGUUAUGUCAAGUCUUUUUCUGGAAACUCCGUUGUCAGAUACAGAUCAAACUGACUUUACAACCAUGAGCACCAUUGUUCACUUUUGGCAGUUUCUAGAGGGACCACUUCUGAAUGGCCUUUUUUGGAACACAUGGUACAAUGAUAAUUCCACAUCCAGCUAUAAAAACAGUAGCCACAUCUACUAUGAGAAUUUACUGUUGGGACGACCUCAGCUGCGACAACUGAAAAUCCGUAACAACACAUGUUCCAUCUAUCCCUCUUUUCGGGCCUUUCUGAAAUUGUGCUAUGGUCAGUACCGUUUUGAACAUGAGGACAAAGAAAGCUUUGGCCUUAAGAAUACCUCUGCGUGGCAUUAUUCCACUUCUAAUACACUGGCUCCAUGGCACUGGGGCCUUAUUGGUCUAUAUAGUACUGGAGGAUUUAUGUUCACUUUGCCGAAGUCAAAGGAAAAAAGCUUAGAAAAGCUGAAAUUUCUCAAGGACCAUAGCUGGAUCACAAGAGGAACAAGGAUUGUCUUCAUUGAUUUUUCAAUGUAUAAUGCCAAUGUAAACCUUUUCUGCAUUGUGAGGCUGGUGGUGGAAUUUCCUGCAACAGGUGGUGUAAUCCCUUCCUGGCAGUUCCACUCUGUAAAGCUUCUCAGAUAUGUCUCCUAUUACGAUUAUUUCCUUGCCUCUUGCGAAGUCAUCUUUUGCCUUUUCAUCAUCACUUUCAUAAUUCAAGAAGCUUUAAAAAUGAUGAGGUUGAAAAAGGACUAUUUUAAAGAUGCCUGGAACUGGUUGGAUAUGUUACUGCUUCUGUUAUCGGUUUUUGCUAUUAUCUUCAAUGUUUAUCGAACUGUUGAAGUAUCCAGGCUGAUGGAAAAUUUGCUCUCCAAUUCAGAUGCUUAUCCUGAUUUUUAUUUUCUUGGAUUUUGGCAGACUCGUUACAAUAAUAUGAUUUCAGUGAAUGUCUUUUUUGCAUGGAUUAAGAUAUUUAAGUUCAUAAGCUUUAACAAGACCAUGACUCAACUGUCCUCCACCCUGUCUCGCUGUGCCAAGGACAUCAUUGGAUUUGCCAUCAUGUUCUUUAUCAUCUUCUUUGCAUAUGCGCAGUUGGGUUACCUGGUGUUUGGGUCUCAAGUGGAUGAAUUUUCCACUUUUCAGAACUGCAUUUUUACCCAGUUCCGCAUUGUGCUAGGAGAUUUUAACUUUGCCAGUAUAGAGCAUGCAAAUCGAAUUCUUGGGCCCAUCUACUUCAUCACAUUUGUAUUCUUUGUAUUCUUCGUACUGCUGAAUAUGUUUUUGGCAAUCAUUAAUGACACAUACUCUGAAGUGAAAGCUGACUUUUCAGUUAUCCCAAGCAGAGAAUUUGAUAUCAGUGACCUUAUUAAGCAGGGUUAUCAGAAAGUUCUAGUCAGCCUCAAACUGAAGAGACCAACAUCACAGCCAGAAGGCUUAUAUAGCAUGAAAAGAAAAGGACAGUCUACCUCCAGAGGAGACAUGGCUAAGAAUUCCUCCAGAGACUACAGCAGAUGGCCAAGAAGUCAACCCUCCUCGUCACCAAGACUUCAUGAUACUGUGUCUCACAGGGAAUUUCAAAGACUUUCCAGAUACACAAUAGAACUGGAGGAACAACUGAGGGAUGUGACAUCUAAGCUUAACAUGAUUAUGAAGGUUAUUCCUGCAGGCACAGAGGCACCAGAAAGGCUAAAGUAAUGAAAGAAUGGGACACAAGGGGCAAUGAACAAAGUUUUUAUUACGGAAGUGCUGGACAGUAGCACCGCUUCAUGGAUAUGGAAGAAAAAUAUUUUGCAGUCAAAGACUGGCUACAGUAGGAACACAUUAAAACCUGUUAAAUAUUACAGGCAACUGAAUAAAAGUCUUUUAAUUUUGUAUUUGUCAAGUGAGUAGACUAUUCUAUAUUAUAGAGAUGGGUGGAAAGUGAAAGAAACAUUUGAAGCUACAUGCAGGAGGAGUUUUCCACAUGUGUCAGGUACUGCAAUCAUAGAUCAGAAACAUGCACAUCUCAAAUGCAUGUUCAAAUGAAGAACAGAUGUUACUUUUUAAAGGGAUGCACAUGUGGAUGGCAGAUGCUCUUUCCCCUCUGAAAAUAAGGUAAUGCAGAUAGAUUACUUCUAUAAGAUUUGCCCCCAUUAUCUGAAAAUUACAACAUUUGAUAAGUAGGUUAUUUUGUAUUCAUUUCAUCAUCUUAAAGGCCCAGGGAAUUUAGAAGUAUAAAGAAUCUGCAAUGUUUGGAAUACCAUUUGUCUCUUAAUAUGCAAGUGCCAGCAAGAAAAUGUCAUUUCUGAGUACUAUACAGGUCUGACGUUUGAUCUGUGAGAAGUUCCAGUUGUGAGACAGCUACUAAGAAUACUCUUCUCACUGCAGUGAUGCCUUAUACCAAGAGGAUGCUCUCUGGUAUUUUAAUGGUUGCAAGGGACCAUGAUUACAUGACUAUGUACUUUGCGUAUUAAAAAGUCUGCAUCAGGACCAUCCACUUCCUGCAAAUUGAAUAAAUAAGCAUGUUUGCAAAUCUUAUGUGCUGGUAAAUUUACUCUGUACCAAAGGGGAAAGCAAAGAUUUUACAGUGGAUCAGUAUUUCAGGUCCUGCUCUAGCAGACCCUAUACAGUGGUGCCCCGCAUGACGACGAUAAUUCGUUCUGUGAAAAUUGCUGUUUAGCGAAAUCAUUGUCAUGCGAAAUGUGAUUCCCCAUUAGAUUGAAUUGAAACCCAUUUAA